Messenger RNA from Umbelopsis ramanniana AG, 951 nucleotides. RefSeq lists its product as uncharacterized. Gene Ontology annotation, molecular function: structural constituent of ribosome. Lineage: Eukaryota; Fungi; Mucoromycota; Umbelopsidomycetes; Umbelopsidales; Umbelopsidaceae. The transcript has 3 exons. Bases 65 to 796 code for a protein of 243 amino acids. Gene Ontology annotation, cellular component: ribosome. Gene Ontology annotation, biological process: translation. The record is from RefSeq and is a predicted model, not a curated record.
GGCGACAGCACAGACAAAACGAGCCAUCCAGCCAAACUUACAAACUUCCUCUUUCUUUGACACGAUGAAGCUUAACAUCGCCAAUCCCGCCACUGGGUGCCAAAAGCUUAUUGAAAUUGAAGACGAACGCCGCGUUCGUGUCUUCAUGGACAAGCGUAUGUCCGCUGAAGUUCCUGGUGACUCCAUUGGUGACGAGUUCAAGGGUUACGUUUUCCGCAUCUCCGGUGGUAACGAUAAGCAAGGUUUCCCUAUGAAGCAGGGUGUUCUUCUUCCCCACCGUGUCCGUCUUCUCUUGAGCAAGGGUCACUCCACCUACCGUGCUCGUCGCACUGGUGAGCGCAAGAGAAAGUCCGUCCGUGGAUGCAUUGUCUCUUCUGACUUGUCCGUCAUCUCCCUUGUCGUUGUCAAGCAGGGUGAACAAGACAUUCCCGGAUUGACCGAUACUGCUGUCCCCAAGCGUCUCGGACCUAAGCGUGCUAACAACAUCCGCAAGUUCUUCAACUUGGAAAAGACCGAUGAUGUCCGUAAGUUCGUCAUUCGUCGUGAAGUUCAGCCCAAGAACCCCGAGAAGAAGCCCUACACCAAGGCUCCCAAGAUCCAACGUCUUGUCACCCCUGUCACUCUCCAACGCAAGAGAAGACAACAAGCUCUCAAGCGCAGACGUGCUGAGGCUUCCAAGGAGGCUGAGGCCACCUACAAGGAGCUUCUUGCCAAGCGUGUCAAGGAGUCCAAGGAGCGCAAGCACGAGAUCAAGAGACGUCGCACUUCUUCCAUGCAGAAGUCUUCCUCUGCUUAAGUUUGUUGCAUUCUUAAAAAUUUAGAACAAAUUGCGAAUGUAGGAAAGCUAUAGCUUUUUUUCCAGCCCCAUUGUUUUCUAAAAUCUGUAUCACCCAUUUAACUUGAAGCACCCAAUAAAUCCGUAUAAAUGGCGGUAGAUGUUUAAAAAGCCCU